UUUCUCGCAGUACAAUUUUGCAAAAGGAAGUUAGCUGAACAGAGGCAGACCCAGUGAGGAAUGCUGUGAACGUGACUUUGUGGCGUGAUGGUUGACUGUGUUAACAAGAAGAUGAUAAUUGACGUGUUGUUUAUUGGUUUUCUUGGGCUGACAAGUGUUUUGUCCCAAGUCCCGCCGUUUACAGAAAAAUGUGAGAGUGGCCUUUAUCCACCAGACAGCAAUUGGAGUAUCCCCACUUAUGUGGUUAAUCUAGACCUGCCAGGGGAAGAGAGAUGGACUGAAGUGAUGAAGGACAGAGGACCACAGAUACGGCACCUCUUGUCCAUGUUCAAGCAAUUCAUUCGUGACUUCGGCAACCGCACAGAGAAAAUCAUCAAGUUCGUAGACACAAACGGGGAGAAGAUGGUGUCUACCUUACCAUACGCUGAUGAAAUGAGGGGCAUAGCCAAUGCCACUGGCCUACCACUGGGUGAGGUUGUGUUCUACAAUGUUUUCUAUGAGUUGUUUACUUUCUGCACCUCCAUUGUGGCCCAGGAUUCCUCAGGAAAACUCUUUCAUGCCAGGAACUUGGAUUUUGGAUUGUUUUUGGGCUGGGACGUGAAAACUGAUAGCUGGACCAUCACAGAGGCUCUUCGGCACACCAUUGUCAAUAUCGACUUUAGACGUAACAACAAAACCGUCUUCAAGUCGGUGCACUUUGCCGGUUACCUUGGUGUCUUGACAGGAGUGAAACCAGGUGUCUUCACCCUGACCAUGAAUGAAAGGUUCAACAUAGAUGGUGGAUUCAUGGGUGUCAUAGAGUGGAUACUGGGUGACCACAGCGGUCAGUGGAUGGGUUUCCUGACCAGACAAACCCUGGAGAAUUCUCACAGCUUUGAGGAAGCCAAGAAAAACCUGACCAACACAAAAAUGUUAGCUCCAGCUUAUUUCAUCCUAGGUGGAACUAAACCAGGGGAGGGCUGUGUUAUAACACGUGCCCGGGAGUCUGCUGUAGAUGUCUGGUGUAUGAACAGCUCUAUGUGGUACAUUCUGGAGACUAACUAUGAUCACUGGCAGAAGCCUCUAUUCCUGGAUGACCGACGCACACCAGCACACAAGUGUAUGAACACUCUCACUCAGAAGAAGGUUUCUGUGGCUGGAAUAUUUGAUGUGUUGUCCUCAAAACCAGUUCUAAACAAGCUGACCACAUACACUGCUCUAAUGCAGGUGGACUCAGGACAUUUAGAGACUUGGAUCCAGGCUUGUGAGGAACCAUGCUUCCCAUGGUGAUCAUGACAUCCAGCUCACCUUCAUAGGUGACCUGUGACCUGUAGAUGAUAACCUACAUGUAUGACUUGAAGCUAAGGAUGAGACUAAGAUCAUAAUCUCUGGAUGAAGGAGGAAUACCUCUGUAGAAUGUUGAACGGGAUUUAUGGAUGAUGAUCAGUGAAGAAUGGUGAUCUUCAAAUGAUUAACACAUGUGAACGAUGAACUCCUGUGUAAAUAUGUUAGGCCAGUUAUUUCCAACCAGACAUCUUCGUGAAUCCUGUCCUGUGAAAACUGGCCUCUGACCUGUGAAUACUGAUCCCUGACUUGUCAGUUAUUACAUAUAGCUCUAACCUGUGAAUACUGAUCCCUGACCUGUCAGUUAGCUCAUAUACCUCUAACCUGUGUAUACUGAUACCUGACCUGUGAAUUGUGACCUCUGACUUGUGUAUACUGAUCCCUGACCUGUGAAUUAUGACCUCUGUUUUGUGUAUACUGAUCCCUGACCUGUGAAUUAUGACCUCUGUUUUGUGUAUACUGAUACCUGACCUGUGAAUUAUGACCUCUAACUUGUGUAUACUGAUCCCUGACCUGUGAAUUGUGACCUCUAACUUGUGUAUACUGAUCCCUGACCUGUGAAUUAUGACCUCUGUUUUGUGUAUACUGAUCCCUGACCUGUGAAUUAUGACCUCUGUUUUGUGUAUACUGAUACCUGACCUGUGAAUUAUGACCUCUAACUUGUGUAUACUGAUCCCUGAAGACGACUUUAUCUUCAAAACCUGAAUAACAGACAUGAGAUUUGUCCUCUUUUUGGGGGAAAUUCCUCUUCAUUUAUACAAGAAAUGCAAGAUACAAGUGCUCAGAAUUGAAUUCAGAAGUGCUGAAAAGUUCACAAUUUUGAGUAUGAUGUAUGGUUUCCUCUUUUUCAUGCCUGAUAUGAUGAUCUAACACUUGUAAACCAGCAUGACUGUAAGGUUAAUACUGGUCUUAUGUGAAUAAUAAUGUGAGUGUGUUCUCAAUGUUUCUGUCCAGCUACGUCAACCUUUUACCAUUUCCAUAUUUUUGAGUAACAACAACUUCAGAAGCGUUGUUUGAUGAGUAUUUAGUGCAAACCAACAAUUUUCUACCAUCUCCAGAUGAAGGGGAGCUAUAAAUUGACUGUUGUAAGUGAAUAUUGUAUGCAAGUGCUAUUUUUCUGUGAUUGUUAUAGGUACCUUAUUAAAAUGCCAUGACUUUGUAAAUUGAAUGAAAAUGUUAAAGAUAAAGCCAUAGUGCUGUGGCAUGAUGUAUGAUUUCGAGUAUAUUUUUGAAUUGUUUGCAUGAGACGAGAAAUAAAAUCCUUGUCUUUUGUUGAUUGGAUCCAAUAAAUGUUGCAAGAAUGUAUUAAAUAACAUGUCAGGCUGCUGAACAUGCAGUAUGUACACAUACAGAACGUUCUCAGUAAUUACAAAGACAUUGAAAGUAAGCUGGUCGAUCACGGAUCUCUCCCCAAAAGCGCUCACAGUGGGUGAUAUGGGCAUGCCAACUGGAGUAUAGGUCUACCAUCACCUUUAACAUAAAGCCAGCCUUUCCCAACAGCUUGUAAAAGGCAAUUGACGAUGUCAUUUUUCCGUGUACACGCUUGUUUAUAAAGUUAAAAAAAAAAUAAAAAAAAUAUCGAUACUGGAAAAUCAACCUAGCGAA
Liolophura sinensis is the source of this 2928-nucleotide messenger RNA. RefSeq names its product acid ceramidase-like. The transcript has 13 exons. Gene Ontology annotation, cellular component: lysosome. NCBI's taxonomy places the organism in Eukaryota, Metazoa, Mollusca, Polyplacophora, Chitonida, Chitonidae. Gene Ontology annotation, biological process: fatty acid metabolic process. The coding region runs from base 88 to 1269 and encodes 393 amino acids. Gene Ontology annotation, molecular function: N-acylsphingosine amidohydrolase activity; fatty acid amide hydrolase activity. The record is from RefSeq and is a predicted model, not a curated record.